CCAGAAACCGUGCCGCCGCGGUCGCUAGCUCUAAGUUUUGUUUAAACAUGGCCAAAUUCGUGAUUGCGGGUAGAGCAGAUUGUCCAUAUUAUGCAAAAACAGAACUUCUGGCAGACUAUUUACAGAAGAAUCUUCCUGAUUUUCAGAUAUAUAAAAUUACACAACAUCCUGAUGUUUGGGAGGAAUGGCUGAAAGAUGUGUGUGAAAAGAAUAAGUGGAAUCACAAAAAGUCUCCCAUUAUCUGGAGAGAGCUGCUGGAUCGUGGAGGAAAGGGUUUGCUUUUGGGAGGAUAUAAUGAGUUCCUGGAGCAUGCUCAGCUUUACUAUGAUGUCACCUCUAACAUGAUGACUGAGCUAAUGAUGGUAAUUGCUCACGAGAACCUGGAGGCACAUAUAGAAAAAGAGCUGGAGAAGGAAACCCAGAAAGAUCUCAUCAGCCCCUUGCAGGUCUGGAUCACCAGUGCAACCUCUCCUGCCUGCUACAACCUCCUUCCCAUACUGACGAGUGGUGAAGUGUUUGGGAUGCAGACGGAAAUUAGCCUAACUCUGUUUGACAAGGAGCAGUCGGAAGAACUACUCAAAAGCCUGGUGAUGGAGACGCAGGACCUGGCGUCUCCUGUCCUCCGCAGMGUCUCCAGCUGUACUACGGAGAAAUACGCCUUCCACCAGGCCCAUGUGGUCAUCAUCCUUGACGACAGCACCGAGGAGGAGGUSUACGGUCUAGAAGAGUGCCUGAGAAGCAAGGUGCCACUGUGUCGUCUCUACGGAAACCUGAUUGAGAAAAAUGCUCACGAAUCUGUCAGGGUUAUUGUGGGAGGAAAAACCUUUGUAAAUCUUAAAACGGUCUUGCUUAUGAUGAACGCCCCAAGCAUCGCCCACAACAUUAUCGCGGUGGCUCUGGGGGUGGAAGGACAAGCCAAAGCGGCAAUAGCCAGAAAAUUGAAAACAACUGCUUCAUGCAUCAAAGAUGUGAUAAUUUGGGGUAAUAUUAGUGGAAAUAACUAUGUUGAUCUGAGGAAAACACGGGUUUACAAAUACGACAGUGCCAUUUGGGGACCUCCUGAAUUUUCUCGCCCUGUUUUAGAUGUGAUUUUUGAUAGUGAGUGGGUAAAAAGAGAAUUUGUGAUGACCAUUAAAAGUUUGACCUCCACGGGAAAACAAUUUGGACGCAUUUUAGCUUCACACAGUAUAGCCACUACGUUGAAAUAUUGGUACCAUGGCUCACCACCUGGGGAGAUUGUGUCUUUAGGAGUACUGAGUGAAGGCCAGUUUGGUAUUCCCRAAGGGAUUGUCUUUUCUAUGCCUGUGAAAUUUGAGAAUGGAACAUGGGUGGUUCUUACAGAUCUCCCAGAUGUUGAAAUAAGUCAACAAAUAAUGACCAGAAUGACCAGUGAUCUAAUUCAGGAGAAACUUGUUGCACUUGGAGACAUGCUGACUUUUCAGCCAUAUCAUUCAGAAACUGAAUUAUCCCUAAGAGAUAGAAGGCUCUCCUUAGCCAGCACAGAUGACAAACAGGAAGAACAAAGUGACCAUCAAGAUAGCAUAUUUUCUGAUCAAGCCCCAGAUGACGAAAAAGAUGCAGUGCUGUCAGACGCUGAAAUAGCCAAUAUGGCUAGACAGGAUCGUUCUCGGAAAGUGGGUCAGAGGAACAGACUGAGAAAGCCAAGUUAG
Molecule: messenger RNA, 1670 nt
Organism: Urocitellus parryii (Arctic ground squirrel)
Lineage: Eukaryota; Metazoa; Chordata; Mammalia; Rodentia; Sciuridae
Gene: Mdh1b
Product: malate dehydrogenase 1B
Biological process (GO): malate metabolic process
Molecular function (GO): oxidoreductase activity, acting on the CH-OH group of donors, NAD or NADP as acceptor; malate dehydrogenase activity
Source: RefSeq, a predicted model, not a curated record